Molecule: messenger RNA, 1082 nt
Organism: Prosopis cineraria
Lineage: Eukaryota; Viridiplantae; Streptophyta; Magnoliopsida; Fabales; Fabaceae
Product: transcription repressor OFP14-like
Exons: 1
Coding region: 173-940 (255 amino acids)
Biological process (GO): negative regulation of DNA-templated transcription
Source: RefSeq, a predicted model, not a curated record
UCCCACAUUAACAUCUGGGGAUUUGCCCAUAAACAUGAACUUCAGCAAUAAUCAUGCUUUUCACCAAUUCACCUUCAACUGCAUCUCUUUAAAUGGAGACCACAAUUCAAGACUUGCUUCAUCCUUAUUCUCUCUGUCUAUCUUUCCUCUUUAAUUUCCCGAAUUCGCAUCAAUGUUCAAGAGUUCAACAAUGUCCAAGAAGCUUCAAAAUUUCUUUCAAUAUUGCCUCUCCAAGCUCAAAAACUCUCGUCCCCAGAUCCACCCUUCUCUGUCUUCAUCGUCUUCUUCUCCCAUAAUGCGGAUCCUCUCGGGUUGCCAAAAACCCAAAACCUCUUCGUUUGCCGUCGCCAGAGGAAACGACGACGCAGCAGUUACGCUUUCGGAUGUUGAUCGAUUCCUCUUCGAGAAUUUCAAAUCUCUAUUUCCAGACGACGACGAAAAUACUACGGCGAAUGAUAGCAACAACGUUACCAAUGAUGGAGUUCCUGAAGAAAAUCUCGGAGAUCCGAAAUCAGGAUUCGAUUCGGGUGACCCGACGUCACCGGAUCUUCUCGGUGAUCUCAGUGAGUCUUCGGGUUCUCGAGAGAGCAUCGUCGUAUUGGCGUGGUCGGCGAACCAGUAUGAGGAUUUCCGGCGAUCUAUGACAGAAAUGGUGGACGCGAGAUUGAGAAAUCACGAGAGGGUGGAUUGGGGAUUUAUGGAGGAGCUUUUGCUAUGUUAUUUGAACCUGAACGACAAGAAGUCACACAAGUUUAUUCUGGGUGCUUACGUGGAUUUGGUCCAUGGUUUGCGGGAAAGCUCACCGGAGAAAUCUCCACCGGCGGCGAAGAAGCCAAGGAGCGUCCGAACAUUCAGAACUGUGAAGGAGAUCGGGAGGAAGGAGAGGACAGAAGAAGCGAAAGCUGCAAUCCGAUUCCGUGCAAUAGAGAAACAAGACUGAUUUUCGGACUCUGAACUUUGGUCCCCCACCCCCCUUCCCGUGGCUUGAAAUCCUCAGCAUUGAUAAACAUGCAAUAAGAAUCAACCAGUCAGUCAAAGAACGUGAUGGCGACAAUUCUGCUUAAUCCUCGCAUCCACAUGAA